UGGCAUAUUAUGUUUGGAAUUAUCUCCAAGCGAACAAACAUAGUAAUCUGAGAAGCCAAACAGGAUCAGCGUACUUGUAUUAAACAAACUCAAUCUCAUUUGUUGAGUUACUCCUCUCUGUGGCAUCGUAUAUGGCAUUACUUUUUGACACAGCACAUGUGGAAAUCAGCAAUGCACAUCCAUUUACUAAAUACAAUCUUGACGACGUUUGCGUGGGGUCCUUUGGAAUUCACUGCAAUGACGCGACAGGCCUCACUUGCGGAGCGUCGGGGCGUUGCGAGUGCAGAUUUCCCUGGAUGGUUUACGACAUCAAGGAAGCUGUUUGCAAAGUCUCUGACGGCCACGAGUGCGACUCCUCGACUGAACUAAGAUGCGUUGAUGAUGCAUCGUGUGUCCUAAUGAGUGAGGGCAAUAACAAACAAUGCAUUUGCAAUGAAGGAUUUCAAAGCAUCGCUGCAACAAGUUGCGAUGGUGUUGGGUUCCCCGAGGAAGACAAAGAUCAAACCCGAAUAUGUUGCUUAAAGGCAUGAUCAGAAAAACGAGCGAAGUAAUUUUUCAUAUGUCUUUGCAGUAAUGUAUGUGCAGAAAUUGUUGUUCGUGCACUCAAAAAAUUCUUUGUAUGGUAUAGAAGAAUAUGAAUUUUUACUGUAACUAAAGUUAAGGUGACAAUUGCUUUAGUGUACAAUAUUUGUUUAUUCUAUAUCAAUAAUUUAAUUUCUUUUGAAAUAUAACUAUAAACUAUGAACAUUUUCAUAACAAAAUUUUCUGAUUAGAUUUAUCAAUAAUUUUUAAUUUGACUUAAACAAUUGUUAAUGCUAAAAGUAUAUAGCAUUUGAUUACACAUGGUUGGAAAAUAAUAAUAAAAAAAGACGUGCUAUCACGUAUCAAGUA
Messenger RNA from Folsomia candida, 891 nucleotides. RefSeq lists its product as uncharacterized. Bases 132 to 530 code for a protein of 132 amino acids. The record is from RefSeq and is a predicted model, not a curated record. The transcript is spliced from 2 exons. Lineage: Eukaryota; Metazoa; Arthropoda; Collembola; Entomobryomorpha; Isotomidae.